Messenger RNA from Hemicordylus capensis (graceful crag lizard), 4371 nucleotides. RefSeq names its product EGF like domain multiple 8 (gene EGFL8). The transcript has 9 exons. Gene Ontology annotation, cellular component: extracellular region; cell surface. Bases 1966 to 2829 code for a protein of 287 amino acids. Gene Ontology annotation, biological process: anatomical structure development. Gene Ontology annotation, molecular function: calcium ion binding; signaling receptor binding. The record is from RefSeq and is a predicted model, not a curated record. NCBI's taxonomy places the organism in Eukaryota, Metazoa, Chordata, Lepidosauria, Squamata, Cordylidae.
AAGAGGCAAAAAUAGGGACAGUGAUUUACCAGGGACAGAUUUCAGAAAAUAGGGCCUAUAUGAUCACAUACAGCAGCGUGUGGAACUGCACUCCGAGUCUUAGCUCCUUAGCCUGGCACUCUAGUGUGGAUGUGAAGGAUACACAGUUUAAUUCUGGUUUUUACUCACAUAAAAAUCUGGCAACUGGCCCAGAGGUAAAAAACCAGCCAGGCCAGUUUCUUUCUGGCUGGUUGGCAACUAUUCUUCUCUUUGGGGAGGGCUGUGAUGUAGCCAGCUCACACACACCAGGGUCUUGGAACCUGAUUUCAGCGUAGUGUGACCGUUUCAAAAUCCGCUGCAUACCAGUAAAGCCCGUGGAAAAUGUACUGCAGGCAGAACCAUACGAACCUUGGUACAAACCAGAAGAUACAAACAACAACAAGAUGACAGAAGUUUUAAAAACCAUGAGUAGUGCGGAAAAAGUUUAAAAGAAUAUAUUGACCAACAUUCUGCGCAGUGGUAAACUGGAAUUAGUGACCUGCUGGGGCUGCCCCAUAGCAUUGCACAAUGGAAGCUGUGCUGUGUAACUGCAUGGACACUGUUUUAAAUAAUAAAAGUAGCAUAAAAAACAAAAUAGCAGGAUAGAAAUACCAGACAGGACUAGACUAUAUUAAAUCCAGAAACCCAACUAAAACCAGUGUGGUAGUAGUGUAGUGGUUAGAGUGCUGGACUAGGACCGGGGAGCCCCGAGCAAAUCCCCAUUCAGCCAUGAGACUUGCUGUGUGACUCUGGGCCAGUCACUUCUCUCUCAGCCUAACCUACUUCACAGGGUUGUUGUGAGGAGAAACUUAAGUAUGUAGUACACCGCUCUGGACUCCUUGGAGAAAGAGCAGGAUAUAAAAUGAAAAAUAAUAAUCAUAAUAAUAACCAGAGAGGGUUGCCAUCAGCCCCCCAGGAUCGGCCCUGGCAUCUCCAGGAAUCAGCAUUGGUCUGCCGAUGACGACUGAAAGCAAUCAUGGAGAUGCUGAUGGGUUGAUACUAUGAAAAAAUACCGGAGAGAAAAGUCUCCAGGAAUAGCUUCAGUCAGACUCGACAACCCUCCUGGGGGGAAAGGUGGCAACUCUGUUCUGUGUUCAAAAAGAAGGUGGCCUUGCCAGCCAGCCGGGCCUGAGGAAUGCUUUCAGAGUGGGAAGCUGGCCUUGAGGCCUAAAACAGAGGGUGGGGUGUGUGGAGAGACGCUUGCCUCAGCUGCCCAGCGGCCCACCCAGGCACCCUGCUUCUGAAGGGACUGUGGGAGACAAUGUGUGUGGCUGUAGCCAGUUGGUUUGUUUUAAAAGCCGACAUCUGUGGGCGAUAUUUUCCGUCACAGCCUGGAACCAGUUCCUGCCUUUGUCCUAUUGUGAGAGCCCAGACGGGGCCCUCUUUCCAAGCCCACGCGGCACACGGCCUCCUUUCCUGCCAGCGACACCCUACGGUUUCAACACACAACUCCCCCCCACACACACACACCCCCAAUGUCCUGGCCCAGUGGGGUGGGGGCUCUCCCAGGACGCCCCUCAAUUCCAGCCUGGUGACCUCCCUGAGCGUGACAAUGAGCGAGCCUGUUCUGUGGGGGGUGAGGAAUCCACGGAGGGUGGAGGGGACAAUGCGGCCCUGUCUGGGGCACUCGCCUCGUUGGCGGGUUUGGGGUCAGGGGGGCUGUGACUCAUGCCAGGGGACGAAAUGUCAGGGGGCAUCGGGCAGAGGUGGGUGGGGGCUCGGCUGUGCCCUGCUGUUCCAGGGGUACGUGGAGGCCGGCCAAGAGAGGUGGGGACUUGGCCGUCUCAGUUCUCACAGCGUCAGCCUGGCUGGGAGAGAGACGGCCAGAUUCGGCAGCCGUCAGGUCGGGACUUUGAGGACAGCCAGCAUCACAGUCAGCAAGUCGGCCCCAAAGCUGAGCGAGGAUAAGAAACAGGUUGUGGGAUUUUGAAACCACCACCCCCCAUUAUGGGGAGGUCGGGAGUUGCUCCCACAGCCUUCCUCUGUGGGGGGCUCCUAAUUGUCUUCCUCCUAAGGGCGACAUCUGGACAGACCAAGGAGUCGGAGAGCCGGGUGUGCGCCCGACGCAUGUUGCGAAUCCCCUUUGUCUACAAUGAGACCUAUGCCAAGCCCCAGCAUCAGCCCUACCUGACGCUGUGCCCUGGACCCCGGGUAUGCAGUACCUACAGGACUACUUAUCGGGUGGCCACACGGCAUGUACGGAAAGAGAUCUUACAGGCCAACGUCAUCUGCUGCCAAGGUUGGAAGAAACGGCACGCAGGGGACACAAAGUGCGAGGAGGCUGUUUGCCACAAGCCAUGCCAAAAUGGAGGCAUCUGUGCUCAGCCAAACCAGUGCCAGUGCCAACCAGGCUGGGGUGGACGCUAUUGUCAUGUUGAUGUGGAUGAGUGCCGCGCACCCGUCGCCCUCUGUGCGCAACGCUGUAUUAACACUGCAGGGAGUUUCCAUUGCCAGUGUGACCCUGGCUUUGCCCUGGAGCCAGACGGCAAGAGCUGCCGGCCACUUCCCACGGCCCAGACUGCCCCUUUGCUUGGCAGCAAAGUGCAAACUCUGGAGACAGAGAAGAGGAUUUCCAAUGAGAUCCAAGAGCUUCAAGAAAAGCUGGAGCGGCUGGAAGAGCAACUGGAGCGCGUCCUUUCCAUCUUGCCACCCCCACUGGAACCCACUCAAUUGAAAGAGCUGUGGGGUCGCCUUCGCUACCUUGAUCAAGUGGAAUCGCUCAGCGAUCAGCUCCUUUUUCUUGAAGAAAAACUGGGAGACUGUGCCUGUCAGAAUGGGAAAAAUGGCUUUGGCUAUGACAUCGCCCGGUGAGACCUACUUCUUGGACUCACAUGGGAUUACUAGCAACCGAGCCGGCCUGAUGACUCCUGACCCCAUGCCGGUGAUUGCUGCUUGGAGCUCUUCUUAAUAUCUUCUCCCUUAUUUAUGCUGAUGGGCAUGAAUACUGGGUUAAAAGCAAAAGAGCAAGGUUAUACUGUUUAAAGGAUUAACCAUGUGUUAAGAUUUGCUGGAAGCAAGCUUUUGACUUAAGUGUUUUUCUUUAGGCAUUCAAAGUCAAAUUACUGGGCAUGAUCUAGCCGCAGUUGAGCAAUUCUAAUAAUAAUAAUAAUAAUAAUAAUAAUAAUAAUAAUAAUAAUAAUAAUAAUAAACUAUUUAUUGGCCACCCCACAACAAAUUGUUCUCUGGGUGGCUCACAACACAACAUUAAAACAUCCAAUAAAAAACACACAUUAAGGCAUAACAGACCAAAUGGUCUUUUAAUUCCUCUUAAUUGUAAUUUGAGAGAUGCAAACAUGUGCUUCGCUCUUUCAGUGAACUAAAUGGGACUUAAAUGGGCUGUGGUUGGAUUAUGCCCAUUUUAAACGUGGUGCUAUGGCCUGCCUAGGCUGUUCAUAUUUCUAUGCCUUUUUUCCUGCACAUAUUUUCUAUUCCUCCCCCCGCCACUCUCUAUUUCUAAGUUACAAUAUAAAGUCUAAAGCAUAUUUCCAUUCUUUUAAAAAUGGAACCAGUUUAAAAACCAGAUUAACUUCUGGCUUUUGGACUGCAAUUCCCAUGAUCCCCAGCCACAAUGGCCAAAGACUGUGAGAUGCCGGGAGCUGUACGUAGUCCAAAAACAAGUUACCCAAGACUGUAUAUUUCUUUGCUAACGUCUUCCUUUAGUUGCUUAAAUGGUCUUUGUCAGCUUGUUUCCUGUGGGUUGUGUGAACUCAUCUUCCUGAAAAAGUCAGACAGUCAGGGGCAUAGCAUCCAUUAAACAAGCAGGGGCAAAUGUCACUGGGUCCAAUGGGUCAGGGGGGCCCCAAGGAGACCACCCCGCUGCCCCCCUGCCCCCCCGCUUCUUCUCUUGGCCUCCGGCUCCAAGGAGUGGGGGGAGAUCAAGUGGGACAGGUGGCAGGCGCAGCGACAGCAGGCCUCUCCACUCUGGCCGAACUGUGCGCUUGCGCAGUUCGGCUAUGGACGUUGCAUGUAACGCCCAUUGUUGAACUGUGGAGGCGCACAGUUUGGCCAGAGAGGAGAGGCCUGCCGCUGCACUCGCUGUCUGUUCCGCUCGGAUCACCCCCCACACCCCUGGAGCCGGAGGCCAAGGUAAGUGGCAGCGGCGGGGAAGGAGCAGCGGUGGCGGCAGCGGGGUGAGACAGGGGCGGCGGUGGAGAGGUGUUGGCUGCCCCACCCCUUACGUCUGAUGUCAGAAGCAGGGUGUGUGGCUGGGGGUGCACAAUGGAAGCCGACCCUGGUUUUGUCCCCUGGCCCCCAGGGGUCUUGCUACGCCCCUGCAGAAAGCCUAUAAUCCAACUAACCAUCUUCAAAUCCUUCCAUUCCUUUGCUUUGAAAAACACUCCAUUCUUAAGUUAA